Brienomyrus brachyistius is the source of this 5488-nucleotide messenger RNA. RefSeq names its product amyloid beta (A4) precursor-like protein 1 (gene aplp1). Gene Ontology annotation, cellular component: plasma membrane; Golgi apparatus. Bases 299 to 2401 code for a protein of 700 amino acids. Gene Ontology annotation, biological process: central nervous system development; axonogenesis. The transcript has 17 exons. Gene Ontology annotation, molecular function: alpha-2C adrenergic receptor binding; transition metal ion binding; alpha-2A adrenergic receptor binding. The record is from RefSeq and is a predicted model, not a curated record. NCBI's taxonomy places the organism in Eukaryota, Metazoa, Chordata, Actinopteri, Osteoglossiformes, Mormyridae.
GAUAUCUCCCUCUCUCUCUCCAGGACUAUUCCUUGCUUCUCGGGUGAAGCAAAUCCAUUUUACGAGUCGGGUUGAGGCAUACAAAAAGGGCUUGGUUUUCCAGUGUACCAGAAGCCACAUAAUAUCCCAGGGUGUGAUUGGAGCGCGGAGUCAAGCAAUUGCAAGCAGUAAAACUGAAGACAUAUCACCGCUGGACACUGGCACACAGCAAUUUCUUUAAAGAUACCCAGAUUUGGGAAUAUACCAGAUUUAUAUAAGAACCUCCAGUUGGAAGGACGGGAAAGGGAAAGGAAGAAAAAUGGGACAUACUGUGUUAUCUCUUUUAAUUACAAUACUGUCCCAUUCCAUUUGGAAAAACGCCGAGGCUCUAUCCAUGGCUGAGGUGAAUGAACCAGGCCCCCAAGCAGCAGAACCGCAGAUCGCAAUGUUCUGUGGGCGCCAGAUUCUGCACAUGAACCUGGAAAGUAGCCAAUGGGAGCCUGACCCCCAGGGAAGGCAGGGCUGCUUCACGGAGCCCAGCCAGAUCCUGUCAUACUGCCAGGAGAUGUAUCCAGCUUUGCAAAUUUCACGUGUGGAAGAGUCUUUAAACCCUGUGACUAUUCCUGCCUGGUGUAAGAAAGGCUGGGGACACUGUCAAACUCAUCCCUUCAUUGUCAUGCCCUACCGAUGUCUAGUGAGAGAGUUUGUGAGUGAGGCUCUGCUGGUAUCCGACCGCUGUCGAUUCCUACGCCAGGAGCAGAUGGAGACCUGCGAAAGCUCCGUGUACUGGCACAACAUCGCCAAGGAGGCCUGCACAGCAGACAGGCUGGAGCUGCACAGCUAUGGCAUGCUCAUGCCUUGUGGUGACCGCUUCCGUGGGGUGGAGUAUGUCUGCUGUCCAGGGAGGGCCAGCUCCAGCGGGAUUGGCGAGGCCGCAGGGGACACCCUACAGCUCGGCUACCAAACUCAGGCACCGCUAGCUACCACCUGGAUCAGCAACAGGGCCAAACUGAGUCCUCCCACCCCUAGCCCUUCCACUGAGGCUGAAGUGUACGACGAGGACAUCAAGGAAGAGGGUGGGCGGGUGCAGGAGCAGGAGGAAGAGGAAGAAGGAGUGAAAGAUGGAGAGGAAUAUGAGUACCCCAUUGACCCCAGUGCCUACCAGACCUCAGACUACUUGGACUACUUCUACUAUGAAAAGAAUGGCCAGGCCAGCCGAUGGUCUCCCACAACUGCCCCCCUAAGGAGAGGAGACAGCUUUCCGACGCCACGGCCGACCGACGGGGUAGAUGUGUAUUUCGAGAUGCCGAGUGAUGACAGUGAGCAUGCCAACUUUAUGCGUGCCAAACUCGAUCUGGAAGAAAGGAGAAUGAAAAGCAUCAAUGAGAUCAUGAAGGAGUGGGCUGAGGCUGACAAUCAGUCCAGGAACCUGCCUAGGUCUGACCGCCAGGCCCUCAACGAGCAUUUCCAGAGUGUUCUUCAGACCCUUGAGGAACAGGUAGCUGGAGAGAGACAGAGGUUGGUGGAGACACACCUAGCCAGGGUGGUGGCCACUCUAAACAACAACCGUCGGCUGGCUCUGGAGAGCUACCUGACCGCCGUGCAGAGCAUCCCUCCCCAGCGAGACCGUGUGCUCCAGGCCCUGAAGCGCUACAUGGCUGCAGAACAGAAGGACCGCAGACACACCCUGAGACACUACAGGCACAUUGAGGCAGCGGACCCCCAGAAGGCCGAACAGAUGAAGUUCCAGGUCUAUACUCACCUUCAUGUGAUCGAGGAACGCAUGAACCAGAGCCUGGCCUUGCUUUAUAAGGUCCCCAUGCUAGCAGAGGAGCUGCACGAUGAGAUCCAAGAGCUGGUGAAAUCAGAGAAGGGAGACAUCAGCGAACUGAUGACUACGUCUUUCUCCGAGACGCAUACCACAGAGGAGCUGCUGCCGGCUGAGAGCGAGGAAGAGAAGGAUGACGAGGAGGAAGAGGAGAAGGCCUUUCAGAACCGGCCAUACCCACCGCACUUUGAUUCCCAGCCCAUCAAUAAGAAAGUCUCUGGAAUGGACGAGUAUGACUACACCACAGCUGAGAAAGUCCCAAAUUACGAGUAUGAAGAAAAGGUAAACUCUUCUGUAGAACUCAAGCAAGUAGUAUACAAGUCACCUGGUAUCCAGAGAGAUGAGCUGCAACCAGAUGCCCUGGAGACAUUUAACCGUGGUGCUAUGGUGGGGCUACUUGUGGUUGCUGUGGCAAUUGCCAUGGUUAUGGUGAUCAGUCUUCUGCUGGUGCGCAGGAAGCCUUAUGGUACCAUCAGCCACGGUAUAGUCGAGCAGGUAGACCCAAUGCUGUCCCCAGAAGAACGGCAGCUCAGCAAGAUGCAGAACCAUGGCUAUGAAAAUCCCACCUACAAAUUCUUCGAGCAAAUGAACUGAAAGGGAUGGAUGUGGCCACCUGGUUACUCCUGCAGCACUGGAUUCCCUCUCCCUCUUUUUCUCUCUCUCUCUUGCUCUCUCUUCUCCCACCGAGGGGCAUCGAAAGCACCUCUCAUAUUCCGAUACGUUGCUUUAAGAUCAAUAACAACAACAACAAACAUGACAAGCAAGUAAAUUCCCUUACCUCCCAAACCCUUCAUACAUUUUUGACAGUAAACAUUCUAAAAAAAAAAAUAACCACCAUCUUGUUUUUGUUGUUGUUGUUAAAAGCCGCUGAUUGAGUCUGGUGUGGCAUGUUUUUCAUUUGUAAUUUAAACAUAUUAUCUAGUGUGAGAACAGGGGUUUAUCACGGAGAUGAAGAUUCUGCGAAGUCUCGGAAAUCUCCCUGUUUGUAUGAAUCAGAGUCAGUUGUUUAAAAAAAUAUAUUUUAUGUUGUACAGUAGUAGUACAUUUCGUGAAUAUAAUUUUGAUUAUAGCUGGAAAGUUUUUUUCAGUGAAAUACUGUAACAGGAACACAACAAAAGCUCACAUAUUGUGCACUUAAUAAUAAACCCUGACCCUCAUUCGCCUUUUAGUAAAUAGACAUUCCUGUUGUGACCCCCAAUGCCACUGUAGUAGAUUAUGAAAUCCUACUUCUAAAAAGGAAAAACUAAGAAACAAAGUAUAACAAAACGUGUGUGUGUGAGAAAAGUAAAAGAUUUGAGAUAAAACUUUUUUUGCUCAAUAAUUUUUAAUUGGGUAUAAUUGCAUCAUUAUUAUGAGAAACUCCCGUUUCCUAGAAAUCCAUAAAAUAAUUUACAUUCCCUUUUAGACAUUUAAAUUCAAGCUGUAGCUGCCAGCUACAAAUGUGGCUCAGAUUAAAUUACUGAAUUAACCCAAAACAUUAACUGUUUCUCGUUUUUGUUUGCUGCUGCCGCCUAAAAAGUCUUUAAUCUAUAAUCAAAUGUCCUUAAUUAAAAAAAGCAUGAAAAUUUAAUGUAUAAUGCUACCGUAUUUGUGUUGUUCCUGUUUUUGCUUUUUAUAUAAGAAUAAUGUUGCAGUGUAAUCAAAAAUAUAAAUACAAAGGUAAUUGAAAAAUGUAACCUUUCGUUAUUAAUUUGCAUCCGUGCAAUGUAUGAAGAUUAAAAAUAACAAAAAAAUUACAUAUCAUACAUAUGUAUUUACAUAUAUAUGUAUGUAUAUGUACACACACAUUUUAUAUAUACAGACACACACACACAGAUAUAUGAAAACAUACACUUUGUGCUGCUCAGAGUGGGAAAGAAUUUUUAAAACAUGGCUGAUUGAAAACGGACUGUUGUAAAAACCAGCACAGCACAGAUGACAGUGUAGUUACUUCUGACUGAAUGUAUUUUAAGUAGACUUUAAGUUCUUCAAAUGUGCACCACCAUAUAAUAGAUCCCUUUUUAGGGAAAAUUUAUUAAUGAGCUCAUUACACUGUAGGCUUUUUGGAUUAUUCUAAAGUUGUUUGUUUCUUUCUGAAAAUAAAUUAAUUGUGAUUUUUAUUUGCAUAUAACAAUGUGGUGCAAAUCUGGAGUGCACAGAAAAACAUUUAAGUAACGUUCGAUUUACAAUGACAGGUGGCAUUUUUAAUAUAGUGAAUCUUAACACCGGUCAAAGCCCGAAGCCCAGAAUUAUGUAGUGUUAAAUGACACGUCAGCGAAUCAGGCAUCAGAGGAACAGCGUGUGUGUGGUAUUUUUAGGUGUUUGCUGUUAACAUCUCUAUUCUUGCACUGCUAUAGCUCAGUAAGUCUUUAUGCAUUUCAUGUGAUGUUACGUAGUUCAAAAUAAUCCACUUGAAAUCUUAGAGACGAUAAUGUGGAAUGUUUUUUGUCAACUAUAGAUACUGCCUUUUUUGAUUUACACAUCCCACGAGAAGAAUCGGGUCAUGUGAUUAAGAGGAUAAACUUGAGUCUGUUGUAACCUAAUGAACAUUCUGUCUUUGUAAAUAAGAAUGAGUGGUCUAGGUCAGAGGCCUUUUAGAGGAUUUUAGACAUUUCUUCCUUCCAGAUUAAGCUCCUUUGUGAACAUAGCUAAACUUAGGUGGAAUGGGUCACUAUGUCUCUACUGACCAGAAAAGCAUUUAUGGACUUUUGAAUCUACCAUUUAAUUGCAUUGUUUUCUCAGUUUCUACAGCCAGGUUUUGUGGUCACUAUAAGCAUAUUCUAUACAUAUUCUGUAAUGUGCGAAAACGUGCAAGUUAAACGUUCAUGUGUGAGUAAGAUUCACUGGAUUCAUUGGAAUCUACUCUAUUGUGAAAUAAUUUGUUUUGAAUAAUCUGCUUGUUUGGGCACAGGUGAAUGAAACAUGGAAAGAAAAUAUGGAGAAGCAUACAAUUCAAAUUUGUACAGCCUGUGUUACUGAAGGAAAUAGACAUUGUUAAUGGAGACCCAGCCCAGCUCAUUCUUCAUGACUAUUAUGAAAAUUCAAAUAUAAAGUGACGUGAUGAGAGGUUUGCCCACAGGUGGGGGUUCAAGUCUAAGUCAGUUUCCUACCAGCAUUUUAUGGCAUUCUGCUUUUAAUGAUGUUAUUUUAGAAUUAUAUUUUAUUUAAAUUUUGCACUCAAAUGAAGAUGAAAAUAAUGUGAAACAUUUACAUUUCAUUUAUUGUGUUGAUUUUUCCAUACUCUUGAAUGAUGAGAUAUUACACAUUUUAUUUUUAAUUUAUAAUACACAACUGUUUGGAUUGAGGGUCAUGCUUUUUGCUCUUUGGAGUUUUCAACCGCUUGAAAAAUUUAUAAACUAAUAUCACUCCUAAUGGAUUUUUGCUAUCUAAACCAAAACCAGAGUGAGUUAUAUUAGAAGACAUUAUCCAAAUAAUUAAAUAUCUUACCUUCACCCAAAUUAUCUUAUUGUAUACGUUUCUUCACAGCAGACCUUCCAAAACCAGAUAUUGGAUUUCUGCUGCUGGAUUUGGCAUUGUAAAUAAGAAAAUUAUACCAUGGAGUAAGCUGAUCUUCAGUCCCAUCCCACACUGGACUUGGAGAAGUCUGAAUUAUUUUGAAUAUUUUGUUCUGGAAAAUUACCAUGUAUUGUAGGCCAUCUGAUUAAACAAGUCAAAUAAUAAAAUUACAAAUGACCCACAAAA